Molecule: messenger RNA, 2146 nt
Organism: Somion occarium
Lineage: Eukaryota; Fungi; Basidiomycota; Agaricomycetes; Polyporales; Cerrenaceae
Source: the annotation of a GenBank genome assembly
UGUGCAUCCGUGAAGCUUCAAGGUGUUCGACUUUCUCAUCAAUAAAACCUCUGGUCACCAGACGAUCAUAGCACUUUCGUCCCUUACCGUCGGCUAGCGACUGGUUUAUCAAAUGGCACCCUAGUAUCAAGACUCCUUUUCGCAAUGAGCGUCCAAGAGCAAACUCAGAAGGUAAUACAGGCCAACAAAGACCACCAAUAUGCUUUGAAGGUUUACACCGAGCGUCUUGAAUCAGAACUAGAGUCUGUAGAAAGAUUGUUGUCCAUUGCGGAGCAAUCGGAUGACGAACUAGAUGUCGACGCUGGCGGCACCAUCGUCAUUCCAAAUGCUGUCAAAGCCACUGGUCCAAUCCCAGCAGAAGUCUCUCUAGAGUCUUCUUUCAAAGACGACGCGGAGAAGAGGAAUCGUUAUUUGAGAUGCACAGACGUUCAUCCGAUGCGAGCCGUCGAAAUAGAAACGUUAGCAGAUGCUGUCUAUACUGAAAACUAUCGUUUGCAUGCACUGGAGUUACAACAGCGGGGACAGCAACCAUUUGGUCCCCCUCCUAGCCACUAUGAGAAUACGGCGGGCAUUAAUUGGGAACGUGUGGCGACGAAGGUGUCGAAUGCUGCCUCAUCUUCCGGUUUUAAACGUACAGCCAGAGAGUGUGAGAUAAAAUGGUUAGGAUCUAGUCACCCGAAGAUUAAUCAGUCGGCCUGGACGCAAGCAGAAAUAUCCCAGGUCAAAGACCUUGUUGACGGACAUAAGGAAGGCGAGGUUGAUUGGGUGGACGUCGCAUCAAAGCUUGGAACAAACCGCACCCCGGUAGACUGUCUCCGACAUGCAAUUACUAGGAGGACCCACGCUUGGACUCCUGAGAGCGAUCGCCGACUUAUAGAGGCCAUCCAGAUAUACGGCACCGUGAGUUGGUUGCAAGUCGCUCGCAUGGUGUCAGAGGAUGCCACUGCUACUCAAUGUCAAAGUCGAUACAUGCGUACUCUGGAUCCAACCAUCAGUAGACUUCCUUGGAGCAACGACGAGGAUGAACGGCUUCGCAGCGCCGUUGGGGUUUACGGCACCGCAUGGUCUGAAGUUUGCGAGUUCAUUCCAAAUCGUAGCAGCGAGCAAUGCCGUGAACGUUGGCAGGAGAAGCUAUCUCCGCACCUGGCGAAAGGUAGAUGGAGCGAAGAAGAGGAUGAAGCACUGCUGGCUGCGGUCGACAAGGUCGGUGAGGGUAAAUGGAAAGAGAUUAGUCGCGUUAUUGGGAAUGGGCGCACAGACAACAUGUGUCGAGGCAGAUAUCACGUCUUAGCGAAGCGAAAGCAAAGAGAAGUGCCCUCUGAUUCUCCCGCACCAGCUGAAGUACAGGCAUCGGAACACCCACUCCAGAUACGGUUUCAUCCCAGUUCUCAGCUAUCACCUCCACCGGCUAAUGGCGCGGCCGACACAGUCCGCAUCGUCUUCGACGAAGGCACUACGCGAGUGCAACAACCAGGUACUUCGCAACAGCGGGAUGAGGCAACAGACAAUGUUGCUAAAGCAAGACCUAAACCACGCCGCAAACGGGCUACCAGAACGGCGACAUCAGGCACUCAAGAGACGGGAGAAGCUCCGUCGUCUUCAACGGGUCCACCAACAACCCCUAGAUCCUCUCAGCCUACCCGUCGGAAGGCUGCUACCAAUAAGUCGCAGGCAAAUACUGAAGAGCCACCUGCAAAGAAACGCCGAACAAACAAGCGAGAAGGCAAAAAGACAAGUGUCCCUGAGGAAUCUUCGGAUCUCCCAACUGCACAAGCACACUACGACCAAGUCAAAGAUGUCAUUGACACACGGCAGGCUGCAGGAACUGAGGACAAACAACCUGAUAAUACCUCAGGGUUGCAAACAUCAGCAACGACGGUGCCUCCUGAACCGAAUGCGACGGAGGUCGCCGAAAAUGCUGGUAUUAACCCUCCAGGUGGUGUAGCUCCUGAUGGACAAUCCAAUACCACGCUAUCAUUUAGAGGGAGAGGUAGAGGAAGGGGUAGGGGAGGAGGACGAAGUGUGGCAGAGAAUACCUCAAUUCCGGUACCUGCGCGAAAGUCAGCUCGUCUGGCGGGAAAGACAGCAGGAGAUUGAUGUGGAAUAUGAUACAAAUCCAUUGACACCCGUGAAUACAAGUACAAAG